This is a messenger RNA of Penicillium vulpinum, 1959 nucleotides long. RefSeq lists its product as uncharacterized. NCBI's taxonomy places the organism in Eukaryota, Fungi, Ascomycota, Eurotiomycetes, Eurotiales, Aspergillaceae. The transcript has 7 exons. Gene Ontology annotation, molecular function: copper ion binding; oxidoreductase activity. The record is from RefSeq and is a predicted model, not a curated record. The coding region runs from base 1 to 1959 and encodes 652 amino acids.
AUGCGGGGACAGUACACUUGGAAAUUUCUUUCUACUCCAGAAUUGGCCCCUCAACCAAUGCCGAAGCUGUCACGACGGCCAUGGCCGAUCCUAAGCUGCUCAUUGGCUGUUUGUUUCGUGGUCGGAUUGAUAUGUUUUGUCCAGUCAAUGACCAGUUCUAUCGUGCCAUUGAUUGUACCUGGCCGGCAUCACAUCAUUCAACAACCUGAGGCUCAACAAUCUGAGGCUAUCACUGCUCGUCCCCGGAUAGAGCUUCAUCCGGAGGAUCAUAGCUACCGAGAACCGACAACUCGAUACCUGGAUUGGCGCGUAACUUCGGACCUUCGCCGACCAGAUGGUGUAUUGAAGCGGGUCUAUCUAAUAAACGGCCUGUUCCCUGGACCGACGGUGGAGGCCCGCUCUGGUGACACCUUGAUCAUUAAUGUUACGAAUGCUUUGUCGGAUGAAUCAAUUGCUAUCCAUUGGCAUGGCCUUCAUGUGACUAAUGCUAUGGAUGGUGCGGUAGGGGUUUCACAAUGUCCCGUGACUUCUGGAGCAAAUUUUGUUUAUAAUUUGACAAUUCCAUCCGAUCAAAGCGGUACAUUCUGGUACCAUGCCCACUCCGGAGUCUCGCGAGCGGACGGCCUCUAUGGUGGGUUGGUCGUCCAUGCGCCAGCUUCCAAAACAACCGAUCGGGGUUUAAUAUCCCGGACGAGUGGUAAACCCCACCAUUACACUUACGAUAGAGAAAUCUUGCUUCUCAUCGGGGACUGGUACCAUCGCCCUGCGGAUGAUGUUCUUGAAUGGUAUUUAGAUCCGGGAAAUUUCGGAAACGAGCCUGUCCCUGAUUCUAUACUAAUUAAUGGAGCAGGGCAUUUUAACUGCACUAUGGCAGUGCCUGCUAGGCCGGUGGAUUGCGUUGAUGUGCAUACGCAUAAUUCAUUUAUCGAUUUUGAUCCUCACACGACAUAUCGAAUUCGGGUGGUCAAUACCGGGGCUCUGGCUGGGUUUACCCUUGAGUUUGAUACCCACCACCUGUAUCUGCUUCAGGCGGAUAGUGUUGAUGUGGCAAGCUCUGAUGAGACAAAUACAAAUUCCAUCGGUAUACUCUUCCCAGGGCAACGCAUGGACUUUGUUCUUCGACCAUUACCACAAAACUCUAAGGAGCAGUCACACAUGAGGAUUUGGCUGGAUCCAGAUUGCUUCAAGUACGAAAACCCGGCGUUGACGCCAAAUCAAACAUUCCCCAACCACGGUUCCAAUGCCGUCCAGGGACCUCCACUCAAUGUAAACCAUCUCAACAUUGAAAAAGUACCUUCUGCGCCCUCUAUUCUGCGUUCCAUUCCUCCCACGGCGCAACAAACGUAUGUGGUGUACACUAAGAUCCAAAAAAUGGCACGAUAUGCGAACAAGCCAUUCGGCUACAUCAAUCAAACUACCUGGCAACCUCAACAAGAUCCAUCCGCUCCGUUGGCCUCUAUACCAAGAGCCAAAUGGGACGCAAACCAAUUCUCGAUAACUACAGGGCCAGAGCCCGAAUGGAUAGACCUAGUAAUCAACAAUCUAGAUGAAGGAUCCCAUCCCUUCCACCUGCACGGGCACCGUUUCUGCGUACUCGCAGUCUACCAAUCCAAAUUUGGCUGGGGCUCCUACAAUCCCUUUGCUGACAAAAUCCCACCACACCUAGCAUCUGACUCAGAUACUUUGAAAAAUGACACAUCAGACGCCCAGAAUCCCAAAGCUGAUCAUAAUUCUGGUCUGUACGACACAUCCCGGGCUGCUUUGCGCGAUACAGUCCAGAUCCCAAGUCUCGGCUACGCUGUUAUCCGUUUCCGUGCAGAUAAUCCCGGCGUUUGGCUUCUUCAUUGCCAUGUCGUCUGGCAUCUGGCGACUGGCAUGGCCAUGCUGAUUGACGUACAAGGCGAUCCUACAGGAUUGGCUGCACACGCUGGCAGCGGAGAAUUAUGCCCUGCUUUUUGA